Messenger RNA from Myotis brandtii (Brandt's bat), 1173 nucleotides. Its product is annotated as zinc finger and SCAN domain-containing protein 4-like. The coding region runs from base 1 to 1173 and encodes 390 amino acids. NCBI's taxonomy places the organism in Eukaryota, Metazoa, Chordata, Mammalia, Chiroptera, Vespertilionidae. The record is from RefSeq and is a predicted model, not a curated record. Gene Ontology annotation, molecular function: DNA-binding transcription factor activity; RNA polymerase II cis-regulatory region sequence-specific DNA binding. Gene Ontology annotation, biological process: regulation of transcription by RNA polymerase II. The transcript has 4 exons.
AUGAAGAUGCAGAUGAGGAUGGCGACAGCCUUUCCAGUCCAGACCACCAACCCCCCUGUAGGCUCCUCCUGGAGGAAGAGAGCCCUCAGGGCCAACGGCAGCCACGUGCAUGGGGUGGCGGAGCUGCAGGGCAUCAUUUGGUCUUUCUACUCGUGGCUGCAGCCAGACACCCACAGUAAGCAGGACAUGAUUUUCCAACUGUCGGUGGAGCAGUUCCUGCUCAACAGGCCCAGCAGCGAGAGGGCCGCAUGGCAGGAGAAGUGGGAGUCGAGUGGCAGGGACAUGGCGGCGUUCAUGGAGCAACUGCGGGGUGAAGUCCUGAGGCCCCCGAGAAUGAUACCUGCCAGCAUGAAGGGGCAGGAAGCCCUGUUCUCAGAGAACAUGCCCUUUGGACAGGUCUGGGCCAUCCUCCGGGAGCAGUGCUCAGCAGCAGCCCCCACGGCGCUCACCCCGGGGACACCCUCCCCGACGUCCCCAGAGACACCCCGACCAGCAGCACCAGGAGAUGCAGAUGAAGAUGGCGACAACCUUUCCAGUCCAGACCCCCCCCCCCCUCCCUGCUCAUCCUGCAGGGAGAGAGCCCUGAGGGCCCGCGGAGAGAAGAGCCUCCCCGAGGCGCCCCGGGAGGCGGGGAGCGCCCAGAAGCUGUACCGGUGCGACCAGUGUCCCCAGGUCUUCAGGUACCUCUCUCGGUUCCAGCUGCACCAGAGGAGGCACAACAAAGAGCGGCCCUUCGCUUGUGCCACGUGCGGCAAAGGCUUCUUCCAGGCCUCGGACCUGCACGUGCACCAGCUGAUCCACGCGGAGAAGAGGCCCUUCCGCUGCGGCCGCUGCGACCGCGCCUUCAGCCACCGGACCAACCUGCAGGCGCACGAGCGCAUCCACACGGGCGCCAAGCCCUACGCGUGCGCUCAGUGCGGGAGGACCUACCGCCAGUCCUCCACCUACCACCGCCACCUGCGGAUGCACCAGAGGAAGGCCUCGGGAUCUGGGGCCUCCACGCCCGGGGACACUACGUCCAGGGACUCCACAUCCAGAGACUCCACGGCCCCGGCCUCCACAUCCAGGGCCUCUACAUCCAGAGACUCCAUGCCCACGGACUCCAUGCUUAGGGCCUCCACAUCCAGGGACUCCAUCCCCAGGCACUCCAUGCCCGGAGCUUUCUCCCUGUAA